Messenger RNA from Fraxinus pennsylvanica, 420 nucleotides. Lineage: Eukaryota; Viridiplantae; Streptophyta; Magnoliopsida; Lamiales; Oleaceae. The record is from the annotation of a GenBank genome assembly.
AUGAACGUGAGAUUUAGAGUGGCCGAGACCUCUCGUCCAAUACGCUCAUCCAGUUUCUCUUCAUUCUCAUCUUCCAAUCCUGAUAUUGUGUCGACAGCAUUGUUCUUCCCAGAUCGGAGUUUGUCCCUAGGCCGGUUGAUUGGAAUUCAACCAAACUCUCUCUGUGAAUUACCUAGUUUGGGAAUAUUACAAUUGAAUCAAACUGAAAUCUCGGGUCGAAUUCCAAAGUGUUUAGGAAAUGUUCUCUCUCUACGAGAGAUUUAUUUGAGUUCCAAUAGAUUGAAUUCUAGUCUACCUUCAAGCCUAUGGAACCUGAAAAAUCUCUUGACUCUGAACCUGUCUUCAAAUUCCUUUACUGGCUCUAUACCUAAAGAAGUCAAAAAUCUGGAAGCUGCAAUCGCUAUAGAUCUAAAUCCCUAA